AGAACUAAUGCAGGAAAAAUAACUAAAAAAAAACACGCUUGCGAUAUCAAAGAUGAAUCGAUCCACCGUGGUGAGGCUGCGGGUUGUUGCCGUGGUGGGGGUGCUUCUGCUAGCUUCUUGGGUUGCCUAUGGCGCCCCCCGCUUAUCGCAGAAGGCCCCUGCUGCUGCCUCUACAGCUGCGAAGAAAGGAGAGUCGCCCGCCUCUCCCCCUCCUCUGUUUGGCCCCCUCGUCACAAGAUUUGACUCGAUGGACUCCUACCAGCGCCACCUGUCCUUCAGCUCGAACCCUGUGGUGUUAUUUCUGUUUGACCACGACCCGCAGACCGUCCACAACCUCUGGCAGCCUCUGGUAACUCGCUUUUCGCAGGCGAUGGAAAAGUUUGGCAUCAACGUGGCGGACGUCGACCUCACCUCUGAAGUCGGUCUGGAGCUGCAGCAGGCCAUCGGCAGCGGCGCGGCUAUCCUUUUCUUUCAGGGCGUAGGCGACACCCCGGUGAACGGCGAAAAAGGAUUGAAGGUGCCCCUCGCUUACCAAGGGGCGGUUGAUCUGCUGAGUCUGGCGAAGUGGGCACUGUCGUGCGUUUCGCCGUCGGUGGUGCUGCGCGUGCGCAACGACGCUGACCUCGCGCGUUUCUUGGCUCUCUUCCCAAGAUACCCAACCCUCCCCCAUGUGCUCUUCUUUCCCUUGAAGAACUACACUCACGCAGGGUUUCUCACCAUCAGUCAGCACUUCUCACACGAUGCGGGCUUCGCCGUGGUGCCGGGUGCUUUUGUGAAGGAUGAGGCAACGGCCAUUGCGCGCCGCUACGGCGUGACGGGCGUGGAGGAGCUUCCCGCGUUGUUGGUGCUGCACAAAGCGUCCGCGGACGAGGACGACGGUGCCGGCGACUCCGACUACGCCGUGCGGAUGAACAGCACCAGCUCGUCGACGUGGAGCUACGCCGGAGUGAAGGCCUUUCUCGACGGGCAACUCCCCGAUACCAUCGAGGCGCUAGUCGCGAAGGCGGAGGCGACGCAAGACCCCAAAGUGCUGGCGGUCGCAGAGGCACGGCGUCAGUACAUGGCCGCGGCGCUCGUGGAGCGGCAACAGGACGUGGUGGAAGAGGAGCGGUUGGCAUUGCUGGUGGAGCCGAUCGUCGCGCGCGACCAGGCGGCCUGGGCGGAGCACUGUCUGCAGUUGCCGAAGGGACACAAGUGCCUCGCUGCGUUCGUCGACUCCACGCAAGACCCUGCUGCGCAGCGGCACGCCGUGCAGGUGCUCUCGAGCGUCUCCCUGAAGCUCAUGGAGCUGCUUGCGAUGGAGGCGCGUAGCGUAGCUCUAGUCGUGGUGGAGCGCGAGGGCAGCGAUGCCGUGCGAGAGUACUUUGAAGCAGGCCGGAAUGGAUUCCCCGACCUCGUGCUCAUCUCGCUGUCCCGUCCUGCCCGGUACUACAACUUUGUGGGGUCGUUUUCGGCGGAGAGCAUCGUGCAAUUUGUCACAUCACACGACCCGCGCUUCGCCAAGGAGGAGGUGCGGGGUGGGCAUGCGUUUAUCCCUCGUAUGGUGCCGCAGCUUGCGAGCCCCGUCGUGCACGACAGCGAGGACGACGGCGAUCUGUAG
Messenger RNA from Leptomonas pyrrhocoris, 1600 nucleotides. RefSeq lists its product as hypothetical. Bases 248 to 1600 code for a protein of 450 amino acids. The transcript has a single exon. Lineage: Eukaryota; Euglenozoa; Kinetoplastea; Trypanosomatida; Trypanosomatidae. The record is from RefSeq and is a predicted model, not a curated record.